AAAAGCAUCACUUUAGAAAACUCAUCGUAGUUCCAUACGUGAAAGUGGCAUCAAAGUACACACAUAAAAGUUAAACGCUUGACGAGAAAAUCCCAUUCGAAUCGAUUUUGCAAAACAAGUUUGUUUUGUUUGGCGACCCAGAGAGCGGUACUGAAAUCAACGGAAAACAUUUGUGUAAAGAACAAGGCAACAAACAAAAGAAAAUGUUGGCAAUUAAUGACAGAUUUGUGUUGACAGUGGCAUUAAGUGUAUUUGCAAUGCAAAUGACCAUGGCCCAAAGGCCUCCCUUUGCCGGCAGUCGCCCCCCAAAUGGCCUGAAUCAAAAGGAUAAAUACAACACCAAUUCUGUGUCAGCAACUCCCGAAAUUUCCAAUCGUUUUGGUGAUUCACCUGAACCCAUCAGCAAUACCAUACCCUAUGGCCAGCCUCAGAGACCUCCAGUGGGCCUUGUGGUGACCCCAAUAACACCAUAUGUACCAAUCCAGGCUCCCGCUAAUCCCCCCUCAGUUCCCAACACAAACGACAGUGGUGUCAAUUUUGUUGAUCGUUUUGGUGAUCCCGGCUCCAAUGUCAUAUCGACGGGAGCCACAGCCAGUGCAGGUGCCUCAACCAGUACCACAAGACCAGUUCACCCCCUGGAUGCCCAUGGCGACCAAGCCUUGAUCGAUAAACUCAGCAAACUGCCCCCAGAUCAACAGCCUUUCUGGUUUGUCAACUACCAAGCCAUUGAAGCCCAACGUAACGGCACGGUGUCAAAUGUUGGUGGCUCCUUCUCUUCGAGGGGAUCAUUUUUGGGUUGAAUGCAAUUUUAGAGAUUAAGUUUUUUUCCUCUACAAUAAGCAUUAAUAUAAACAAUUAUUCAUAUAAAAUAUUUAAUCAUUUUACAAAUGAACAAUAAACACUUAGUAUAAGACA
Molecule: messenger RNA, 915 nt
Organism: Musca domestica (house fly)
Lineage: Eukaryota; Metazoa; Arthropoda; Insecta; Diptera; Muscidae
Exons: 1
Coding region: 204-800 (198 amino acids)
Source: RefSeq, a predicted model, not a curated record